Messenger RNA from Penicillium brevicompactum, 1653 nucleotides. RefSeq lists its product as uncharacterized. Bases 1 to 1653 code for a protein of 550 amino acids. The record is from RefSeq and is a predicted model, not a curated record. The transcript is spliced from 2 exons. NCBI's taxonomy places the organism in Eukaryota, Fungi, Ascomycota, Eurotiomycetes, Eurotiales, Aspergillaceae.
AUGGAACCAAGUCAGCGAUGGGUGGGCGAGCUCAACGAGGAUAUCAGCGAAGACCUCAACGAAGACUUGGAGCUCAAUUUAGACACCGAUAUGAGUGAAUACUCUGAGCCCAGUACCACAGACAAGCCAGAACACAACGAGGAGCCUGUGGUUGGAGAGACGGAGUCAAACGAGCCCAGCGAGGAGGAUCUAACUCCAACGGCACCAGAAUCGGAUGUCGACGAAAAGCUUAAAUACCAAGCCUAUUACCCUCCGGAUUGGAAGAAUCAACCUCGCACUGAUGUCAUGAAUGUACAUGAGGCACACUCUGAACUCCUGCGCCACUGCGAGUCCGACAGCGAACAAAGUUCACCAGCGCCAGAAUCCGAUGCUCUUCACCCCCCGUCAAUCAAAUCACCGAAGUCACCUCACAGCAAUCUGGGGCUACCACCUGGAAGCUCACCAAGGCCCCAAAGAUCACGAACUGCCACGGUUUCCAGCGAAGCGAGCUGGGUUCCUAGCAAUUUCUCGUAUUGCGAGCGAUGGCUGCAGUGUGUCCCGACAGACGGGGUGAACGAGGAAAGCAGCCCCAUGAAGGAAUUCAACAACCGCCGCAAAUUCCAGAUUGUCGAGAAUGACCCUCCAAUGCCCAAACUUGACAUUAUUCCGGGAGCAAAAGCUCUUGAGGAGCCUGUGCGCUUCGUCGUCGCCAGUAAGACGAAACCAAAGCUCGUCGAUAUUGCUCGACAAUCACCAGCCUCGGUAGCAUUACCACCACCGCCGUCUCUUCUUCCACAAACCGUCCCAACAACACCCGACCAACGCCAGGAAGAGGUCUCUGCGUUCAGCCCGGAUACCCCGUUAGACAUGUCUGACAGUGGGUAUGGGACCCGGGACUCUAGUUAUUCAUUCGAUAGCUACGAUGAUGGCAAACCCGAUGAUGACGAUGCAUACACGGAUCCCGGGUCACUGACCUCAUCCGAUAGUGUUGGUUCAACAGUAGUCUGCGAGAGGCCUGAAUCCGCGCAGGGAGAGCGCGAACUGCAGCAACUCGAAAUACGCUCUGGCAGCGUAAGCCCGAAAGCCGCAUCACCAGCACCACCUCCAUCACCGGGGCGGAGCUCGAACAAGUCCGAAAAACAGGAUGAAAAACCACAACUGUGGCCCCAAGACUGGAACUUGGAUGACCAUGAGUGGACUCUAGAUGAGCUGGAUCAUUCUGUCAAAGACUUUCCUCGCAACAUGCUCCGCCUUACCUCGCCAGUAAUAUUGUUCCUUCGCAAAAGCGAUGAGGAACCGUUCAUCAAACCCUUCCGAACUAUCUUCCCCGACGUUUCUGAAAAUCUCCUUGAUUGUCUCUGCGCUGCCCUUCUUGCUCGAAACUAUCUCCUUUCACUAUCAGCCAAACACCGCAACAAACCAUCUGUUUCUACACGCAAUGACUACAUUGCAGACUCCGUUCCUACAAAAGCAUACAGCACCCUAGGUAUUCAAAUACCCUCAGCAUCAACAACGAAGCCCAAAGACCGUGUCUUUGCCGCUCGAAGUGUCGAGCUCCGACCGCACCUUGAGCGAAUCGUGGAUAAUCUCCUGUUUGCCAUUUGCGGACGCUCUGACCCUACACUAAAAGCCGCCGUCGAAGUUCUUGCACAAGUUCUUGAAACGAAGGCCUAA